GAGAGCACUGUACCCAGUGAUGGUAAUUCCGGUAACGAAUCUACUGUACCUAUAGAUACAACUGCCAUAACUGGUUCUCAAAAGAAUGGCAAUGCUGAUUCAUCAACCACCACCAACAUUAACAGCGAAGCACCAACCACCACUCCAUCUCCUCUAACCGACCCACCGAUCAGCAAGAUCGCUCCCACUAUGCAGAUGAAGACUAAUGUUGACAGCAGUAUCAGUCCUGUGUGGAUGCGCACUGCAGCACCGCUGCUGAUUGUGGCUGUGUUCUUCUCCGUUACCCUGUACUGA
Molecule: messenger RNA, 294 nt
Organism: Trypanosoma theileri
Lineage: Eukaryota; Euglenozoa; Kinetoplastea; Trypanosomatida; Trypanosomatidae
Exons: 1
Source: RefSeq, a predicted model, not a curated record